Messenger RNA from Ectocarpus sp. CCAP 1310/34, 1549 nucleotides. The record is from the annotation of a GenBank genome assembly. Lineage: Eukaryota; Phaeophyceae; Ectocarpales; Ectocarpaceae.
AUGUUCUUGGCGCUGGAGCAAGUGCUGACGCUGUUCCGCCGCAGGAGGCAGGCGACGCUGCUUAAGCAGAUCAAGCCCGCGGUGGAGGGGAUGUGCGGCCGCUCCUUCACGAGGCAACACCUCGCGCAGAUUGCUUUCGUGCAGCCAGACGCGUACAAGCUUUCCAGCAAGACGGAUGCGCGACCCACCCGGGGUGGCUACCGGCUGAGAGACAUCUUCAUCGAGACCGGGCCAAGCCCGCCGCCGGCCGAUGAAGCUUGCCUCGAUGAUGACACGCAGGGCGCGAGAAGAGAUAGGGUAGGAAAGGCCCCUGCGGCUGGGAAAGGUGCGGUUGCCGGUGCGGAUCGCGGUGGACGUAACGGUGGAGACACCGGUGGCCGUAGCAACGCGGGGGGCGAGGCCCUGUCGGCGCGAAGGAGGGGCAUCUUCCUGCGCCUGCUGGCGUCGGCAAGGGCGAGACACUGCAAGUGCGGCGGCAGCGAGGGCAUCACCAAUGAACCUAGCGCUCCGCGAGACGAGUGCUCCUGCCUGCCGCAGGCUCCCCUCCCGGACACGAGACCUCUCCGGGCGGAUGGCAUCAGCGGCGGCUCUCGUGCUGCUGCCCACGCCGGGGGCGCCGCAGAAUCACCGUCGACGAGCCAAGGGUUGGAGAGGUCCCCUGUUGAUGGCCGUUGUGGUGGUGGUGGUAUUGGUGGCAACCUGUUGCCGGGUACCUCCCGAGGGGGAUGCGUGGCUUCCGGGAUGAGCGGUGGCCGUGUUGACUAUGACGAGGAAGGGCCGGACGCUCCGAAGAACUUGGAAGCCUUGCGGGAGCGGCUUCGGCAAAAAGAUGCGCUGAGCGCCAAGGAGCGCAACAAAACCGCGGAAGAGAAGGAAGCCGACAGGAGGCGUAAGGGAAACCUCCCCGCCAUGGCGGAUGCCGUUAGGUCCUACUUCGCCCACGCAGGCCGGACAACCUGCUCCCUCGACGUGCUGAUGGAGGCCCUCUCUAGCUCCAGCAAGCAUGCGCUGUCCCGUAAGGAGGCGAGGGAUCGAGUUAGGAUGCUGGCGAGCAUUGUUCCAGAAUGGUGCACGAUUAUUGCACCGCCCGCGCCCUUGGCGGGCGGCGGCGGGGGGAUAGAUGGCGGGCUGGUGGCGCGGCCGAUGAAAGGCAAGGACGUCGUGAGGGUCAACACGCGCAUACGUUUCGAUGAGGUGCGGCAGAUGAUCGCGUUUAUGUCCGGCAGCGCUGCGAGCCAAUGAGGAGAGGAGACCACAGGACCACACCAAAACUGCUAUUUUGGCCGGUUGCCUUGGUCUGGUGGGUAUUUAGCGCCCGGAGGUGGGGGUUGGGUGCGAUUUAACUCCGGACUGACUAUCAACAGGUUUUGCAGCACGUACUUCGAGGCAGGUACUUAGCCGUAGGUAUUCAGCGGUACGUAGGGUGUGAUGUGUCCAGCGGCCGGGCUGAUUGUCCCCCACAACUCCUAGCUAGCGCAUUUUUGAGGGUAAAGCGAUAGAUAACGGGUUUCUUGGGAAUCCCAACGACUACAGAUGGCGCCCGCACUUA